Molecule: messenger RNA, 1842 nt
Organism: Purpureocillium takamizusanense
Lineage: Eukaryota; Fungi; Ascomycota; Sordariomycetes; Hypocreales; Ophiocordycipitaceae
Exons: 1
Coding region: 215-1768 (517 amino acids)
Source: RefSeq, a predicted model, not a curated record
CCCCGACCCCAAACAUUUAGUCGUCCACCGAAAGAUCUCAGCACGUAGAGUUCUGCCUCCAUUGCACCUCCGCUGGGCGACGCAGCCUCUUGCAUCGGUUCUCACAGUCAUCGUCCUUUCGAACGUUGGGCGUCUGUUCGUAGCUCACUCUAAUCCUAGAGCCCUUUGACUACUACUUAUAUCUCAACUAUUGUUCCACCACCUAUCAAGACGAAUGCCUCAACAAGAUAUGGCUGCCGUCGACACAAAUAUCGACAUACUUCCGGCAAAACCAUUGUUAGGCAAAGGAUAUCGGCCAGGCGGUAAGGUGCGGAGUUUCGGCCGCGCCGACUACGAUCGGUUCCGCAACCUCUCUCCAUGGUACAUGUGUGCUGGCGAAAAGGACAUCGGUUCCGUUCACGUCGAUUGCCGAUUGCUUCUGAAGAAGUCAAAACUGGGUGUCUUCGACUGUGGAGCCCACGAGCAGCCCGGGGGUAUAAUCUACUUCAAUUUGGACAUUUCUCAGCCCCGCGACUGCUCGCUCUCGGAUGCCACCGUCGAGAUCACGUUUGACCAGGAACACGCGUCGCUCAGACAGCAACAGAUCAAACCAGUUAACCCCCAGACCCUCGCUGCCCCCGUGCAGGUGGCGACAUGGGGCCCUACGAAGCUCACGGGCGAAAAGCGGACAGUGACGAUCGAGUCCGACGCCAAUGGAACGGCAUCUAUACAGUUCCCCGGGGGCGGCAUUGGGGGCGUUGGGAUGAACAAGAAGAAGACGGUCGAGCGCUGCAGCCGCUGGACGUUGAACAGUUCCCUUGUCAGGGGAAGGACUGGCAAGCUGUACCAGGGCCUGAAAUGGUCACUGGCGGCAAACAAGUUCGAUGGGGGUUCGCGACCCGGCGGCAAUGUUUACACUGCCUUCUCCUUCCAGUACAAUGGCCAACCUUUUUUCAUGAAGAUCAAAAUUGAGGGGAAGCUCGACCAGGCCACUGACCGAGUAAAAGAGAGGGGGAGAAGGCUAGGAAGAACGAUUAAGAAGCACUUUGGACCACGCCAGGGUCAUGCAGAAGAUAUUUGCACAACCCUAAUUGGAUCGUGCAGUGAGAGAGGUCUGCAACUCAAUAGGCUUGCUGACGAUCUGGAGAGAGAGAUGGAGAUGAAGAACUUUAUCAACGGCGUCCCGAUCGAGAUUCCGGAUGCCCAAACGGCAGGUUUCUUCACGGUCAAGACGGAUCGCAGAGCCCAAGACGACCACCCUGCUGAGCCGGAGACACCUACCAGCCAAAUACCACCACAGAAGGACAGACGACCAUCGCAAGCGCCCGACCUCUACGCGCAAGGUCCUUCGUUUCCCCAGAUAAAAGCCCUGGAGGAAAAUGACGGUUCUCGAGCGUCGUCUCGGGAAGAUCCAACAGCGCCUACCCUCGUAAACCUCUUCAACGCAGAGCAAAGGUACUUUAGGCCUCCCGCCAUCCGAUCCGAUGCCCCAAAAGCGCCCAUAGUAUCUCCCCAGGAGGCUACGAAAAGCGAGGGUGAAAGCAGCAGGUCGCAGCGAUGGGUGGAGGAUGACAAUGCUGUCCAGCUUUUUACAGACGGCAGAGAUACACGGCCGGAGACGCUGGGGAUGAUGGCGAGAAUGUUUGGGUUCACAGCGGUGCGCCUGUUCUUGCAGCUUCUGAGUGAGCUCCUCUGUAUUGAGUGGCGGCCGUCGCAGAAGAUCAGGCUCAUGGAAGAGGUGAGAAGGAAGGGUGGCCGAGAUGUUCGGCGUAACACAGUGCAACCCUGACAUGGGAGGCUCUAGAGCUUUAGGCCGAGAAUGUGGAGGGUGAUGCUACCGUGUAAACGCAAUGAACGCACAGG